UGUACCGUGUUUCUGUUCUGAGAAUGGCAACACGGCUUUCUGUGUGUGAGCGAGUGUAGAAUGUAUGAGCACUGUAUGUAUGCAAGCGAUCGAUUGACUGUGAUCCCUGAUUAGGAUACUGUUAUUAUUACAGGCUGCGCGUUUAUAUAAGGAAAUGUGACGAUGGUUUCUGUAGUGCUAGUUGCUGUUCAGCGUGUGAAUAUUUAUCUCAAGUUUCAUUUCUGCGCGAGGGAGGGUGUAAGCGUGUCUGUGAGUGCCUUGUACGUACGUGUGUAUGUUAGCAGCCUUUGGUUAAAACAACGAGGUAUUUUUUUUAUUUUAUUUUCAAUCGCAGCUGCAAUAAAUUACGUUGCACUUCUGCUUCGUUUAUAAGCCCGGAUACAAUACUAUUUAUGUUUUUAAAAUGUUGAAGACUUUAACUAAAAAGCUGAGAAGACACUCUUUAAAUGAAACCCAGCCUUUUCAAUUGAAGAUUUCAUACCACGCAAGUGAGGAUGGGGGAGAGAGUGACAAUUUGGAGGGAGAGAACCAGGAGCUGGUGCAGAUUAACAGAGAAAUGAAACGGAACUGCAGCCGGAGCCCUCUGGCCAUCAACCAGCUGCAGAACCAGGAGGCCUUGUCACUGGCGCGAGUGCGGAAACUACGUAUUCUGUUUGAUCCGGGCCUGGACCGGCACAGCUCAGAGGAAGAGCUGGAGCGAAUCAGCUGUGGAUUCCUGCAGCAGCAGGACAGCGAGGGCAGAAAGUGGGGCCUGCAGCGGACAAGGCGGGGUGGUCGCCAUGGUGAUGCCAGCACCUCUUCAAGUGACGAAGAGGUCAAGGCCCUGUGUGGCCAAGCGAAGCCUGACACCCACCUGUGUGCCUCCCCCAGUCCUGUGCCCUUUAGUGCCUCCCCACCGCACAGACUGGUGAGGGAACAAGCCAGACCUAUUAUCCUGGCUCACUUCGACCAGUCUGCAUCGUAUAAACGACAACGAAACCAGGGCAGGCCCAGUCUAGACUUGGAGAAAAUGCAACAGAAGAUGCUGUUUAAGAAGAAUUGUUUCGGAAAAACGAGAAUUGUAAAGAUCCGGAGUAUCAGUGGCAGCUGCCCCCCUCCCAGGUACAUCUACGACCCAUCAUCUUUUACCUUCCGCUCGCUCACCACCUUGAGACCGCGAAGUCCGCUGACGGCCGCUGAGGAGACACCAUGUGCCUGAUAACCUCCCCAUAGGAACAAACACACCUGGGAACUGCAGUUAGGUUGAAAUUGUGUUUGUCUGCUGUGAAAGUAUUAAAAGAAGGAAUGAUACAAGA
This is a messenger RNA of Polyodon spathula (Mississippi paddlefish), 1295 nucleotides long. RefSeq lists its product as uncharacterized. The transcript is spliced from 5 exons. Lineage: Eukaryota; Metazoa; Chordata; Actinopteri; Acipenseriformes; Polyodontidae. The record is from RefSeq and is a predicted model, not a curated record. Bases 404 to 1198 code for a protein of 264 amino acids.